GCAGUGCAAACGUCAUCAAUAUCAACAACCAAGAUGGCCGAUUGGAAUCGAGGAAAUGGGGCUGUCGACGAUAUGCUGGACGCUGAAAAUAAACUUCUUGCGGACAAUUUGGCGAGCAAGGUCUCAAGAUUGAAAUCGCUUGCCUAUGACAUUGACAAAGAAGCAGAGGAUCAAAAUUCAUAUUUGGAUGGCAUGGAUUCCAAUUUUCUAAGCGCAACAGGGCUGUUGACUGGCAGUGUGAAGCGCUUCUCCACCAUGGUCCGAUCUGGCAGAGACAACCGCAAGAUCCUGUGUUACGUGUCAGUGGGGCUGGUGGUGUUGUUCUUCCUGCUGUACUACCUUGUCUCCAGGAUCCAGUCCUGAGGAGACCCAGGAAGAAGGACGUGACACUACUUGACAUGCAGACACGUGACUUUACAUUUGUUGUGCAUUCUUCAUCAUGAAGACUGUGAAUAGGGAGAUGACUCGGUUGUCAAGGUUUUGACACUGCUAUGACCCACUCAAUUUCUCUCAAGCCCUGCCCAUCGAGAAGUAUAAAUGGUGUAUAAGCAUUUAUUUAUUUUUACUCAGUUGUAUGAGAAUUAUAGCCCUUGUACAUACCUUAUUUGAGAUAUUACAGAUCAUUUAUAAUCGUGAACAUGUGGAUGGUGUCAGUUUGGACUUGUAGGCACAUUGGAAGGGUUAAGUCUGUGGGAUGAUGUGCCAGUAACUUGAGAAGAAUGACAGUACUUCAUAGGGAAAUUCUGGAUGAUGUUGGGACAUAUUUGGGAGUAAUUCAUCUUUUGAUAGUCUUAUUUACUGAAAUAUUGGAGGUAUUUGUUUUAGUCCAUGAUUGAUUAAAACCAGCAGUUGUAUAAUUGGGAAAACUGGGAUCCAGUGUUUGGACAGAAUGUUAAUUUUACAUUUUAAGCCAAGGAAAGAAAAAACUUCAUAGGUAGGACCUGCUGUUAUGUAGAUAUCUGUUUUGUGAUUAUACCUACUACUUUCCAGCUUUGGCACACAAGACAUAUUUUGUAAUAACUGAUACCAUACUUGCAUUUUGAAGAUUUCUUGCUUUAUUAACAUGUUCCUUCUUUGAUCUUUUAAAAUGAAUUAAUUUAAGUAGAAUUUGUCUUUUCAUACCAGGAGAUUGGGAGUUCUAAUGGGCCACAUUCCAAAAAUAUGAUGGCCUACAUAGCAGCAGUUUAUUAAUGUUUCACAAAACAAUUAAUUUUGUUUAUAUUGUUGAAAUUGAUGAAAUGGAUACGAUUGUUUCUACUAGAUUUCCAUUCCUGGAGAUCAUGCAGUGGAAAAUGGCUUUGAAGGAAAUAAAACGAACUCCUGAAUGAA
Hypomesus transpacificus is the source of this 1329-nucleotide messenger RNA. RefSeq names its product Bet1 golgi vesicular membrane trafficking protein-like (gene bet1l). Gene Ontology annotation, molecular function: SNAP receptor activity. Gene Ontology annotation, cellular component: SNARE complex; Golgi trans cisterna. Lineage: Eukaryota; Metazoa; Chordata; Actinopteri; Osmeriformes; Osmeridae. The transcript has 4 exons. Gene Ontology annotation, biological process: regulation of retrograde vesicle-mediated transport, Golgi to ER; retrograde transport, endosome to Golgi. Bases 34 to 363 code for a protein of 109 amino acids. The record is from RefSeq and is a predicted model, not a curated record.